Suhomyces tanzawaensis NRRL Y-17324 is the source of this 759-nucleotide messenger RNA. RefSeq lists its product as uncharacterized. Lineage: Eukaryota; Fungi; Ascomycota; Pichiomycetes; Serinales; Debaryomycetaceae. The transcript has a single exon. The coding region runs from base 1 to 759 and encodes 252 amino acids. The record is from RefSeq and is a predicted model, not a curated record.
AUGGCUGAUCUGAAUGAAGUCGAACAAGCAACACUCUAUCUUCUCAAGAAACGACUAGAACGUCCCAGCUCGUUAUAUCCGGCAUUGACCAGACUCAACGAGCCUCGGUUGCACCGCAUCAUCAAAGACAAGAAGAGCGACCCUCAGUUAGCACAGCUUAUCAAAAGAAGAAAUCACUAUACCAGUAAAGUCUACGAGUACUUGAAUGAACAGCUUGGAAGCAAAAGUGCAGUAGCAUCUCAUACCGGUGCAAAGUCUAGUCCUUUAGUCUCUCAGUACCGAGGGCCUGAGGUCAAAUUCAUCACCAAUCGCUACCACGCCGAACUAUACAUACGACAUCGGAUUCUCAAAGAAAGUGCCAAGGUGAACAAAAUAAAGCAGCUCAUAGACCAGCAGCUAGUUCAGCAGCGACAAUGGAAGAAGGAACGUGAACAGAUGGACGAUCAGCAUCAGCAAAAGGUGAAUGCUAUCUCGAAAGGUGUGGCCAAAGCCACGGAAGGCUUUCAUCCUUCAAAACUUCAGAAGCUCAAGAUGAGCAAUCAAGGGUCUUUGGAUGCACUAAAAAGGGAGCAUGAAGCGGAGAUCAUCAAUCUCAAUAGCAGAAUUAUAGCCACAUGCAAGCACUUGAGUGCCAAAACAAUAUUCACUUUCAAGGAGUUGGAAAUUCCCUUCUUCUGCACGGUCGAACACUUCAAGUAUCCAACGCUUACUCAAGAUCAGGAGCAUGUGCUAAACUACCUUCAGAAAGCACUCAUGUAA